Saccoglossus kowalevskii is the source of this 1008-nucleotide messenger RNA. RefSeq names its product NADH dehydrogenase [ubiquinone] flavoprotein 1, mitochondrial-like. Gene Ontology annotation, molecular function: FMN binding; NADH dehydrogenase (ubiquinone) activity; NAD binding. Gene Ontology annotation, cellular component: respiratory chain complex I. NCBI's taxonomy places the organism in Eukaryota, Metazoa, Hemichordata, Enteropneusta, Harrimaniidae. The record is from RefSeq and is a predicted model, not a curated record. Gene Ontology annotation, biological process: mitochondrial electron transport, NADH to ubiquinone.
GGUGACUGGUAUAAAACAAAAGAAAUAUUGAAUAAAGGUGCAAAAUGGAUAAUUGAUGAUGUUAAAAAAUCUGGAUUGAGAGGUCGUGGUGGUGCUGGAUUUCCAACGGUGAAGUGGAGUUUUAUGGACAAACCUUCAGAUGGAAGACCGCGUUACUUGGUUGUCAACGCUGAUGAAGGUGAGCCAGGAACGUGUAAAGACAGAGAAAUAAUGCGACAUGAUCCACAUAAAUUAAUUGAAGGAUGUCUUGUUGCUGGACGAUCUAUGGGAGCUAGAGCAGCUUAUAUUUAUAUCCGUGGAGAGUUCUAUAAUGAAGCAUCAAACAUGCAGCUUGCAAUUCAAGAGGCUUACCAAGCAGGAUUGAUUGGCAAGAAUGCAUGUGGAUCUGGUUAUGACUUUGAUGUAUUUAUGCAUCGUGGUGCUGGUGCUUAUAUCUGUGGAGAAGAAACUGCUUUGAUUGAAAGUCUUGAAGGUAAACAAGGCAAACCAAGAAUGAAACCCCCAUUUCCAGCUGAUAUUGGUGUAUUUGGAUGUCCCACAACAGUAUCCAAUGUAGAAACAGUAGCAGUAGCACCAACCAUAUGUCGGCGUGGUGGAGAUUGGUUUGCUUCAUUUGGGCGUCCAAGAAACACCGGAACUAAAUUAUUUAAUAUAUCUGGUCAUGUGAAAAAUCCCUGCACAGUUGAAGAAGAGAUGUCAAUACCACUUAAAGAUUUAAUAGAACGUCAUGCUGGUGGUGUUACUGGCGGAUGGGACAACUUAUUAGCUAUUAUACCAGGUGGAUCCUCUGUACCGCUUAUCCCAAAAAGGUAUCAAUCCAUUUAUCUGUGUCAACCAAGUUUGUGUACACCUUGCAGGGAAGGAGUCUCUUGGAUGAAUAAAAUACUGUGGAGGUUUGUAAAUGGUAAUGCUAAAUCUGAUGAAAUUGACAUGUUAUGGGAGAUCAGUAAACAAGUUGAAGGUCAUUCAAUAUGUGCUUUAGGUGAUGGAGCAGCAUGGCCAGCACAG